GGAAGAGGAGCGAGGCGAUCGACGGAGGGGGAGAAGCGAAAGGGCAGUAUGUGAAGAUGAAGGGCAGGAACAGCAGCUCAGAGAUGGAGGGAGCGGGAGGAGUGGGAGGGCAGGAUGCGAAGACGAAGUGCAGGAAGAGCAGCGAGGAAAUGGAGGGAGGGGGAGGAGCGGGAAGGCAGGAUGCGAAGACGAAGGGCAGGAAGAGCAGCAAGCAGAUGGAGGGAGGGCGAGGAGCAGUAGAGAAGCGGGAGGGCAGGAUGCGAAGGAGACAGGAUGUGAAGACGAAGAGCGGGAAUAGCAGCGAGGACAUGGAGGGAGGACGAAGAGCAGGAAGAGCAGCGAGGACAUGCAAAGACGAAAACAGGAUGCGAAGAGCAACGAGGAGAUGGAGGGAUGGGGAGACGUGGGAGUGCGAAGAUGGGAGAAGCGGGAGGGCAGGAUGUGAAGACAAAGACAAGAUGCGAAGAGCAGUGAGGAGAUGGAAUGAGGGGAAGAAGCCAAAGGACCGGAUGAGAAGACGGAGACAGGAUGUGAAGACGAAGAGCAGGAAGAGCAACGAGCAGAUGGAGGCAGGGGGAGAAGAGGGAGGGCAGGAUUCAAAGACGAAGAGCAGGAAGAGCAGCAAGGAAAUGGAGGGAUCGGGAGAGGAGGAAGGGCAGAACGCGAAGACGAAGAGAUGAAGGGAGGGGGAAAGUGGGAGGGCAGGAUUCAAAGACGAAGAGCACGAAGGGCAGCGAUGGAUCCAGCGAGCAUGA
Chara braunii is the source of this 755-nucleotide messenger RNA. NCBI's taxonomy places the organism in Eukaryota, Viridiplantae, Streptophyta, Charophyceae, Charales, Characeae. The record is from the annotation of a GenBank genome assembly.